Messenger RNA from Strongylus vulgaris, 759 nucleotides. Lineage: Eukaryota; Metazoa; Nematoda; Chromadorea; Rhabditida; Strongylidae. The record is from the annotation of a GenBank genome assembly.
GAGUACAAUGCUAUAUAUGUCAUGAUUAUAUAUUUGGAAUUGGCCGACAAGGGUACAGGUGUGCGGAUUGCCGAUUGUGUGUACACAAGAAAUGCCAUCGUCUUGUCAGAACUGCUUGCGACUCCUACGCAGAUUAUUCCUACGCAACCUAACGCCGCAGCACUUGUGACCGGCACAUAUCAGCCUCCCCAGAAUGGUGGGGAAAAAACCUCAUUUCAUGGACUUGACAACGGCGCUUUCCAGGAGGCCGAAGUAGAUUCCACCCAUCAGGCAGCUUGCGCCGUGACUGGACCUCAAGAUGGCAUUGUCUCAAGCAAAUGGUCAGUUUCGUUGAGUGACUUUCGCCUAUUGACUGUCAUUGGACGUGGAUCAUAUGCAAAGGUAGUACAAGCAGAGCACAUCAAAACAAAGCAGAUUUAUGCGAUAAAAAUCAUCAAAAAGCAAAUGUUCAACGAGGAUGAGGACAUUGAUUGGGUGCAAACUGAAAAGUCUGUGUUUGAAGCUGCCUCAAAUUACCCUUUCCUUGUCGGCCUUCAUUCGUGCUUUCAGACCGAGUCCAGACUUUUCUUUGUUAUUGAGUUCGUACCUGGAGGAGAUCUCAUGUUUCAUAUGCAGCGUCAGCGUAAACUCCCUGAAGAUCAUGCAAGGUUUUAUCAGUUAAUUUUCUUAUCUUUAUUGUCACAAAAUAUUGAGUUAGCCAAGUUGUUGGUCGUUUUCAACUUCGAUUUGAUAUUUGAUUUGGUUCUGCUUGGGACAUAA